This is a messenger RNA of Scleropages formosus (Asian bonytongue), 1411 nucleotides long. It is a transcript of the gene wdr45, whose product is annotated as WD repeat domain 45. Gene Ontology annotation, molecular function: protein binding. The transcript is spliced from 11 exons. Bases 122 to 1261 code for a protein of 379 amino acids. The record is from RefSeq and is a predicted model, not a curated record. Lineage: Eukaryota; Metazoa; Chordata; Actinopteri; Osteoglossiformes; Osteoglossidae.
GCGUCGUACGUCAUUGAGAGCGAAAACAACAACAACAAGAGGGCUGAUGUCGCUGUUUAACAAAGCGUCUUUAAAGCUUCACGGAAACCUUUGUUUUGCCCCGAUGUAAUUGGUAUUUUUUAUGGUGGAGUGGGAGCAGGACCACGUACAGACAGACAGACAGACAGAUUACUGGACAGUAGCCAUGGCUCAGCAGCGCGGGGUCAACAGCCUGCAGUUCAACCAGGACCAGAGCUGUUUCUGCUGUGCGAUGGAGACAGGAGUAAGGAUCUACAACGUGGAGCCUCUAAUGGAGAAAGGCCAUCUGGAUCAUGAGCAGGUGGGGAGUGUAGCCCACUGCUCCAUGCUGCACCGCUCUAACCUACUUGCUGUUGUGGGAGGAGGCGUCAACCCAAAAUUCUCUGAGAUCUCAGUGCUCAUCUGGGACGAUGCUCGGGAGUCCCGUGACGCCAAGGACAAGCUGGUUCUCGAGUUCACCUUCACCAAGCCGGUGCUGGCUGUCCGCAUGCGGCAUGACAAGAUCAUCAUUGUCCUAAAGAACCGGAUCUACGUGUACAGUUUCCCUGACAACCCUGUGAAGCUUUUUGAAUUUGACACACGCGACAACCCUAAAGGCCUGUGUGACCUGUGCCCCAGCCUCGAGAAGCAGCUGCUCCUCUUUCCCGGACACAAGUGCGGCAGCCUGCAGCUUGUGGAUCUGUCUAACACUAAACCAGGCACGUCCUCGGCACCCUUCACCAUCAACGCUCACCAGAGUGAGAUUGCUUGUCUGGCGCUGAACCAGCCUGGCAGCGUGGCGGCCUCUGCCUCCCGCAAGGGCACCCUCAUCCGGCUGUUUGACACCACCACCCGCGACAAGCUUGUGGAGCUGCGUAGGGGCACGGACCCAGCAACCCUCUACUGCAUCAACUUCAGCCAUGAUUCAUCCUUCCUCUGCGCCUCCAGCGACAAGGGCACUGUGCACAUAUUCGCUCUGAAGGACACUAAACUGAACCGGCGCUCCGCGUUGGCACGGGUAGGGAAGGUGGGCCCCGUGAUCGGCCAAUACGUGGACAGCCAGUGGUCCUUGGCCAGCUUCACUGUGCCAGCUGAGUGCGCCUGCAUCUGUGCUUUUGGGAAGAACACCUCUAAGAACGUCAACUCUGUCAUAGCCAUCUGUGUGGAUGGUACAUUCCACAAGUACGUGUUCACUCCAGAUGGGAACUGCAACCGCGAAGCUUUCGACGUCUACCUGGAUAUUUGUGAUGAUGAUGACUUUUGAGGAUGACUUUUGUACACAAAAGAUCUCAAAAGAAAGUCUUCACUGAAGUUGGAUGGGGGGCUUAGCCAAGACUGGGACAUAUGCAAUGCAAUACAGAUGGCAAGAAUGGAAAGAUGAGAGAAUGGACGUGAGAUGCCUGCAUGACUGUGA